AUGAGGACGUGCCGUUCAUCACCAGGCUGGAGUAGCAGGACUUGGUGCACAUGGUGGAUUGUGUUCCUGUGGCCUACAUUUACAUGUGGAGGAAUUGUAUCUGGAGAGUCAGGGUUUAUUGGGAGUGAAGGAUUUCCUGGAGUCUACCCUCCAAACAGCAAAUGUACUUGGAAAAUCACAGUCCCAGAAGGAAAAGUGGUGGUUCUUUCUUUUAGAUAUUUAGACCUGGAAAGUGACAACUUGUGCCGAUAUGAUUUUGUGGAUAUAUACAAUGGCCAUGCCAAUGGACAACGCAUCGGCAGGUUCUGUGGUACUGUGAAACCAGGUGCCCUUGUAUCCAACAGCAAUAAAAUGUUGGUGCAGAUGACUUCAGAUGCUAAUACUGCUGGAAGUGGAUUCAUUGCGAAGUUUUCUGCAGCAGAACCACAUGAAAGAGGGGAUCAGUACUGUGGGGGACGACUGGAGAAGCCGUCGGGGUCCUUCCAAACACCCAACUGGCCGGAGCGAGACUACCCAGCGGGAGUCACCUGCUCCUGGCACAUCGUCGCCCCGAAGAACCAGCUAAUAGAGUUAAAGUUCGAGAAGUUUGAUGUGGAGAGGGACAACUACUGCAGAUAUGACUAUGUCGCAGUGUUUAAUGGUGGGGAAAUCAAUGAUGCUAAAAGAAUUGGGAAGUACUGCGGAGACAGUCCACCGGCGCCUAUUCUGUCUGAGAGAAAUGAGUUGCUUAUUCAGUUUUUGUCUGAUUUAAGCUUAACAGCUGAUGGUUUUAUUGGCCAUUAUAAAUUCAGGCCAAAAAAGUUACCCACAACUACGGUUCCGCCUACUACCACAACAAUCUCUGCUACCUCAAUUGUGAAACCUUCAGUUUCCCCGUGCCAGCAAAAGUGUAAGAGGAGCGGGACUCUCGAAAGCAAUUAUUGUUCAAGCAACUUUGUAAUAACUGGAACUGUAAUCACAGCAAUAACGCGGGCUGGCAGUCUGCAUGCAACAAUAUCAAUCAUUAAUGUAUAUAAGGAGGGAAAUUUAGCAAUUCAACAAGCUGGCAAGAGUAUGAGUGCCAAGAUUAUUGUUGUAUGUAAGCAGUGUCCUCUCAUCAGAAGAGGUUUAAACUACGUCAUCAUGGGCCAGGUAGAAGAAGACGGUAGAGGCAAAGUCUUUCCCAACAGCUUUGUCAUGAGUUUUAAGACUAAGAACUCAAAGAUCCUAAAUGCCUUGAAAAACAAAACAUGUUAA
This is a messenger RNA of Fulmarus glacialis (Northern fulmar), 1236 nucleotides long. RefSeq names its product procollagen C-endopeptidase enhancer 2 (gene PCOLCE2). NCBI's taxonomy places the organism in Eukaryota, Metazoa, Chordata, Aves, Procellariiformes, Procellariidae. Gene Ontology annotation, molecular function: protein binding. The transcript has 9 exons. The coding region runs from base 1 to 1236 and encodes 411 amino acids. The record is from RefSeq and is a predicted model, not a curated record.